Hypoxylon trugodes is the source of this 2691-nucleotide messenger RNA. Its product is annotated as ATP-dependent DNA helicase II subunit 2. The record is from RefSeq and is a predicted model, not a curated record. Gene Ontology annotation, cellular component: Ku70:Ku80 complex; nucleus. NCBI's taxonomy places the organism in Eukaryota, Fungi, Ascomycota, Sordariomycetes, Xylariales, Hypoxylaceae. Gene Ontology annotation, biological process: DNA recombination; telomere maintenance; cellular response to X-ray. Bases 271 to 2445 code for a protein of 724 amino acids. The transcript is spliced from 6 exons. Gene Ontology annotation, molecular function: double-stranded DNA binding; telomeric repeat DNA binding; damaged DNA binding.
CGCUACAGGGGUAACUAAUUUCAACAAUUAACAUGUAAGGUGCCAGGCAGAUAUACGAAGAUACUUUUAGCUUCUAGGCAGAUGCCUUGUCUUAAUAGAUUGAUAAGUCAAUUCCGAUAACAUUUUAACAAUUUUUUAACCUUCUUAAUGUCAUUCAUUUCCUCCUAACGCUAAGGAUAAGAUACCAAAAUGUCUUGAUAUCCUUUCACCUAAUUUCCAUCCCACUUCUCACUCGUUUCUCACUCAUUCAUUUAUACAACCUUUGCGAUAAUGGCGGAUAAGGAGGCUACAGUCUACAUCGUUGACCUCGCGUCAUCGAUGGGUGAUUGUCACAAUGGAAGAGUGGAAUCAGAUCUUGAUUGGGGUACGCGCUACGUAUGGGACAAGAUCUCCACGACCGUUGCCGCAUCACGAAAAACUUGGACCGUUGGAGUCGUCGGAGUAAGAACCGAUGAAACAAAUAAUCCCUUAUAUGAAGAGCAAGGGGAAAGCUACGAAAAUAUCUCCAUUUUACAAGAGCUUGGUCCCAUGAACUUAACCAGCUUGCACAGUCUACAGGGCCUUAUAAAGCCUAGCGAUACUGAAGCUGGCGACUCUGUCUCAGCUAUAGUAGUUGCUAUUGAAAUGAUUGAGAAGUUUACUAAGAAGCUCAAGUAUAAAAGGAAAAUCAUAUUGGUCACGAAUGGUGAAGGGUCUGUUGAUCCAGAUGAUACCGAUGACAUAGCCGCCAAGAUCAAAGGUUGUGGCAUCGAACUCGUGGUCUUGGGUGUGGACUUUGAUGACCGCGAAUUCGGCGUCAAGGAAGAGGACAAGACAGAUCGGAAGAGAGAGAAUGAAAAGGUCCUGCGAGAUCUUGUCGAUAAGUGUGAUGGGAUAUACGGUACGAUGGCAGAAGCCAUUGCUGAACUCGAUCAACCAAGGUUAAAGUCUGUUAGACCGUAUAAGACAUACGACGGAGAACUCACUCUUGGAAAUCCCGAAGAACAUAAAGAUGCUAUGAGUAUCAGUGUUGAACGAUAUUUCAAGACCCACAAAGCGACGAUACCGCCAGCUAGUCGAGUAGUCAUGUCAGCCGAUGUUGGCCCUUCUCAAGCUCCCGAAGGUGAUGAGAUGGAAGGUGUAGAACCCACCAGCACAUUUUCCGCUGUGAAAAAUGCGCGAACAUAUAAGGUCAAUGACCCUGAGGCCCCUGGAGGCAAACGAGAUGUGGAGUUUGAAUCGUUGGCCAAGGGUUAUGAAUAUGGAAGGACAGCCGUUCACAUCAGCGAAUCUGAAUACAACAUUACCAAAAUUGAGACCACGAAAUGCUUCACUAUCUUGGGCUUCAUACACCAAGAAAAGUACGAACCAUUUUUCAAUAUGGGAGAGACAUGCCAAACAAUUCCCCAGAAACUUAACGAUGCAGCAGCGUUAAAGCUCUCGUCAUUCAUCCACGCGCUCCUAGAACUUGAUUCCUACGCUGUCGCACGAAUUGUGACGAAGGAUGGAAAGGAACCCUCUUUAAUUCUCCUAGCGCCUCACAUCGAACCAGAUUUUGAAUGCUUGUAUGAUGUUCCGCUACCUUUCGCCGAAGACGUCAGAAAUUACCAAUUUCCCCCACUUGACAAGGUGAUUACGGUCACAGGCAACGUAAAACAUGAAGAUCAUCGCCUCCUACCCAGCGCCGAGCUCACAGACGCCAUGAAUGACUAUGUCGACGCUAUGGACAUAUCUACCUGUUUAAAAGAUGAAGAGGGGAACCGCACUCAGGAAUAUGCCGCCGUGGAAGAUUCAUUCUGUCCUCCACUUCAUCGUAUCAACCAAGUUGUUCGGCAUCGCGCGAUUUAUCCAGAUCAACCCCUCCCUCCUGUUCCACCCAUCCUAUUUAAAUACUCAAACCCGCCCGAGGACCUAAUUGUCAAAGCUAAAUCAAAGCUAGAAGACCUAAUAGCGGAAGCUAACGUCAAGAAAGUCCCACCGAAAGCCAAAGGCAGAAGAGAGAAAGGACACAAGCCCGAGCCGAUUUCAGGACUCGAUGUUGAUGCCCUCCUCAGUCAACCCGAGAACAAACGCACGAAGAUCAGCCCCGAGAAUGCUAUCCCCGAGUUCAAGCAGAUGGUGCAAUACGCCGAUGAAGAAUCCCAGAUUGAGAAUGCUGCGAAGCAGAUGGGCAACAUCAUCCGUUCACUUAUCACGAACAGCCUUGGUGAUAGUGGAUACGAUAGAGCCGUUGAAAAUCUCGGCGUGUUUAGAGAUACAAUGGUUAGGUGGGAGAUGCCAGCCUUAUAUAAUUCGUUCUUGAACGACUUGAAGAAGCGCUUGCUGUCGGGUGAGCUAGGUGGUGAUAGGAGAGAAUUGUGGUGGCAGAUGAAAGGGGCUAGAGCUACGCUAGGUCUUAUUGAUAAGAGCAUAUCAGAACCGUCCAACGUGACUCCUGAAGAAGCCGCUGAGUUCUUCAAGAAGUAAUACCUAUAAUGAUGAGCCAAGUUGAUAGCUUGAUUACCUGGUCCUAUGAACUACAUCGAUAACCUAAAGAGGAACCACGCACGAUGAAUGCUUCCAUGUAGAUACGAGAUACGAGUAAAUUGAAGAUAAUCGUGAGGGAAUCACUUCAAUGACUUCUCUAGCUAAACGACACCAUAGAUGCUAAAUCUAGACGCCUCGCAGCCUAAUACUCCGGGCUCAUUUCAGAGCUAAGUCUUUUCGUCAACC